AUGGAAUCCUUGCCUGGGGCCACCACAUCUACACACUUACACAUGGAGGCUUGCCAUGCCACCAAGCGUGCUGGUGCUUAUGCCUUGCGCCAGAUGCGGGAGGAUGGCCACUGGUAUGGUGAAAUGAAGUCCAAUGCCACUAUUACUGCAGAAUAUGUUUUCCUCGCACAAGCCCUAGGCUUCAGCAUCGAGUCAGACCGGGAUGAUCUCGUCAAGUAUUUCCUUUCCGAGCAAAACAAGGACGGUUCGUGGAGCCUUGCAUAUGAUUACCCAGGAGAUGUUUCCACCACCUCAGAAGCAUACUUCGCGUUGUGUCUGUUGGGUCUUGACCGAAAUCACGAAUCGAUGCGUCCCGCACGGGAGUUCAUCCUCUCGAAGGGUGGCAUAGCGAAGGUGCGCGUCUUUACUCGGAUGUUCUUCGCUUGCUUUGGGCUUUUCCCUUGGUCUGCAGUGCCCGAGUUGCCAGCCGAGCUGAUCUUGCUUCCUGAUGCCGCCCCCUUCGGCAUCUAUCGGCUGGCAAGCUGGGCGAGAGCGACCGUCAUACCAAUGCUCGUUAUUCGACAUCAUUGUCCAAUAUACGCUUUGCCAAAUGGAAAGUCCUCGUCGAAUGAUUACUUGGAUGAACUCUGGAUCAACCCGGCAGACAAGAUGGUCCCAUAUGCCCCUUCUAUAUGGUCAUUGUGGCAUGAUCUUACGGCGCUUGGAUUUACACUGGUCGACAAUGUUCUGCAAGCUUUAGGCGGUUUGCGGUGGUUCCCUCUAAGAAAGGUUGCACUUCGACAAUGUGUGGCUUGGAUACUGGAGCGUCAGGAGCCUGAAGGCGAUAUCGGAGGCAUCUUUCCUCCUUUGCAUGCUGCAUUGUUUGCACUUACGCUUGAGGGACAUGGUCUCGAGACUAGUCCUGUACGCCGAGGCAUUGAUGCUCUCCAAAACACCUACGCCUGGAGAGACAGCACUGGCUUGAGAAUACAAGGCUGUAUCUCGCCGAUCUGGGAUACCAUUCUCAUGACCAUUGGUCUUAUUGACUCCAGUCUACUGGCUACAAGCUCAAUCGUUACAAGGUCAUCACAGUACCUUAAGGCCCGUCAACAGCUAGGACCUGAAGGCGACUGGAGAGUGUAUAAUCGAAAUGUUUCAGCCGGGGGAUUCAGCUUCGAGUACUUCAACUCGUGGUAUCCGGAUGUCGAUGACACUGCCGCGGCGAUCUUAGCACUGGUGAAGCAGGAUCCAAACCUGUUGGACCUAGAUCCCAUACUAUGCGCAGUCAAUGACAUGGAGAGUUUCUGCGACCCAUCCACAGCGGACGUGACCGGACGUGUCCUGGAAUGCUUUGGUCUGUUAGUAAAACGGGGCACCGCACUAUCCAAAACUGCGAAAAACCCGAUUCCCAAUGAAUUCAUCGAUAGAAUGGCCUUUGCCACUGACCGGGCAAUCGACUUCUUGUCCAGGGAACAAGAGUCUAACGGGCCAUGGUUCGGUCGCUGGGGCUCGAACUACAUUUAUGGAACUAGUACGGUACUUUGCGGUUUGGUUUACCACCUAGACGGUUGGGAUGAUACGUAUCCCAUCAUGGAGAAGAGGCACAAAGCUGAUACUCACGCUGCCUUGGACUGGCUCAAAAGAGUGCAAAAUUCCGAUGGUGGAUGGGGCGAGCGCCUCGAAACAUACUAUGACCCUAGCCUGGGUGCCAAUGGGCCAUCCACAGCAUUGCAGACGGCCUGGGCAUUGAUGGGCCUACUUGCGUAUCUACCCCCUACAGAUCCAUCAAUCACUCGAGGCAUUCAAUACCUUUCACGGACACAGAUCAAAGAGGGAGAGCUCUCUGGGUCAUGGAAGGAGGACCACUACACAGGUACCGGCUUUCCGAACCAUUUCUUCCUUUGCUAUACCCUCUACUCUCAAUACUUUCCCAUGAUGGCCCUGGGCCGAUACACGAGUCUCUCCGGGUAUCGACCAUUGGAAGAUCUGGAUAGUACAGUGGAAGAUCCUACAUCUAAAUAA
Molecule: messenger RNA, 2001 nt
Organism: Aspergillus pseudonomiae
Lineage: Eukaryota; Fungi; Ascomycota; Eurotiomycetes; Eurotiales; Aspergillaceae
Product: terpene cyclase/mutase family protein
Exons: 2
Coding region: 1-2001 (666 amino acids)
Biological process (GO): triterpenoid biosynthetic process
Cellular component (GO): lipid droplet
Molecular function (GO): intramolecular transferase activity
Source: RefSeq, a predicted model, not a curated record